Crotalus tigris (Tiger rattlesnake) is the source of this 2837-nucleotide messenger RNA. Its product is annotated as stomatin-like. The transcript is spliced from 6 exons. Gene Ontology annotation, cellular component: plasma membrane. The record is from RefSeq and is a predicted model, not a curated record. NCBI's taxonomy places the organism in Eukaryota, Metazoa, Chordata, Lepidosauria, Squamata, Viperidae. Bases 564 to 1421 code for a protein of 285 amino acids.
GAAGGGGCGUCGGGCGCGCUUGGAGAGCCCCCCGCGCGUAAAGGCGCAAGCUGGAGCCGGCUGGAGGAGAGAAGCGAGGAACGCCAGACUCGAGCGUUAGCAGCCCAGCAACCGCCGCCCACGGCGCGUCCACAGCCGGGGAGGGGCUGCCAGAACGCACGGGCGGGUGGGCUUCUCUGAGCGCCUCCGGAGCGACCAGAGCAAGGCGAAGCAUGUCGGUGUCUCUGAAGAAGCCAGAGGAAUCGGAGGGGUCCGACACGUUGCAAGGCAAGGACCAAAGAGAGCGGCGGGGCAGAGACUCAUUCCGGGGGGAGGAGAUUAUUACUUUUGCAUAAAGGCGGCGAGGGGGAGGACAGGAACCCAAUUCAGGGAGCACCAAGGACCCCACAGUCCUCAGCCGCCUCCUCUAUUCCACAAAUCUCAUUCCCUUCCAGCACUGAUCAUGUGACCUAGUUGGGUCAUGAAACGUGUGCAAGAAACCCAGCAAACUCCGAAAGCACCAAAGACCCUACAGUCCUCCUCUUCUUCUACUCAAUAAACCCCACUCCCUUCUAGCACUGAUAAUGUUACCAAGUUUGGGCCAUGAAACGUCUGCAAGGAAACCGCCCAGCUCAGAGAGCACCAAGCACCCUUCAGGGUUUUGUGAAGAUGACCGUUGCAUCCAGAUUGCAAAAACCACGUUUUUCUUUUCUCUUCCCCCUUUCUUCCCCACUCCCCCACCCCUCUGCAAAGAUCCAGAAGAUAAUUUGGCACGAGGAGAAUUGUUCCUGCUGAUCUUGUCAGUUCUAUGCCUCCUCAUGACUUUUCCCGUUUCGAUCUGGUUCUGCUUACAGGUUGUUACCGAAUACGAAGAACCCGUCAUCAUGAGGUUCGGACAUGCACGGAAAAAUGUCGGAAAAGGAGCAGGGGUUUAUUUCAUUCUGCCCUGCACGGACAGUCUUACCAAAGUCGACAUGAGGACAAAAGCAAUAGAAUUGCCCUUCCAGGAAAUUUUUACUAAGGACCCCCUGAUCAUUGAUGUCGACGGGGUAAUUUAUUACCGCGUCCAAGAUGCCUUCCUUGCCGUAACCAAAAUCUCCGAUGUGGAUGCUGCCACCAACCUUUUAGCCAAAGCCAUCAUGAAGAACACACUUGGGGCUCAAACCCUCUCCCACCUCAUCUCCGACAGAGAAAAAAUUGCCAAAGAGAUCCAGGUCCUGCUAGACAACAUCACACGUGACUGGGGAGUCAAGGUGGAGCAUGUGGAGAUCAAGAAUGUGAAGACACAAGUAAAUGUUGUCUCCCCAAGGAGUGUGACGCCACAACCACUGAAAGAAGUUUCUAUCUUCCUUCAAGAUUCUCCUGUCUCCAUCCAACUCCGUUGCUUGAAGGCAGACAAUGCUCAUCCUAGCCCACACAUCUCCACUAUUAUCUUUAGUUAACCAAGCUAAGCGGAAAAGUAUUGAGAAGGAAGCCAUCAACAGAAGCUGCUUCUCCAGAACGCAGGCUGCUUUGGCAAGAAGCUGGGGUCCUCCAGAACCCAAGGAAGAUACAGGGAUAGAUGUAUUUGUUUGUUUGUUUUUAAGGUUCGAUAUUGUUUCUAUUGUUCUCCCUUCCCCACAAUACCAAUAAAAUUUAAAGACAGGGAUCACCUUGGCAGCUAGUUCCCUGCGAUGGUGAGUUCAGAGCUUAUGGAUGCUUGAGGUGGCUCCUGGAAGGGAACUUGUUAGCAAAAGGAUCGGUUCAGGAACCAUGGUUUCUUCAUGGUUUGGUGAAUAGACUGGCAUGAGUUCGUACAACCGAAGGGGCAACAAUUGCACAACUUCCUUGAAGGGCACUCUGAUUGAAGCACCUCCAGAAGUGGUGGGUGCUCCAUCACUGGAGGUUUUCAAGAAGAGACUGGAUAUCCAUUUAUUCAGAAUGGUAUAGAGUGUCUUGCUUGAGCAGGGGGUUGGACAAGAAGACCUCCAAGGUCCUUUCCAAGCCUGUGAUUCUAUGUUCUCUUUUGGCCAACAUCCAUGUCUCUUAGCCUGAGAUGGGAACGGGGAAGGCCCUUUGGAGACCAAGAUGUCAACCCCAAUACUUAGAACAUAGAAUAAUAGUGUAGGAAGGGACCUUGGAGGUCUUCUAGUCUAGUCUAACCCUUGCUCGAACAGAAGAACCUAGACCAUUUCACACAAAUGAUGGUCCAGUCUCUUUUCUGAAAACAUUGUGGGUGAUGGAGCACCCAAAAUUUUUGAAGGCAAAUCAUUCCAUUGCUUGAUUGUUCUCAUGAUUAGGAAAUAUCUCCUUGGUUCUAGAUUUCUUCUCUCCUCACUCAUCCAUUGUUUCUCGUCCUGCCUUUUGGUGCUUUGGAAAAGAGUUUGACACACACACACCUGUCUUUGUAGGAGCCCCUCAAAUAUUGGAAAACUGCUUCUUUUCAUUAGACCAGACAUACCCAAUUCCUAUAACCAUUUUUCGUAUGAUUAGGGGGCUGGAGGCUAAAACAUAAGAACGAUGACUUCUCUUCCAAAGCACCCCAAAACUGGCAAGCCUUUUUACUGAUUCUAUACAAGCUUUAUUAAAGGCCUUUUUUUCUUCUUCAAAGCAGCAGCAAGGGGUCAAAACAAUACAGUUCGUGGACUUGCCUCAGCUACUGAUCAGCUUCUGGAGCUAUUUGUUAAUUUUAAUUAUUAUUAUUAUUUUAAAAAAAAGUGCCUGUAGGAGAUGGAAGGAGACCUUCGAAAGCCGCACACUUUUUCUCCUUCCCAGUAAUAAUAAUAAUAAUAAAAAAAGGGAGAGAUUUCUCUCGUCACACAGCCAGCUCUGCCAAAGCCCUCUCCAAAGGAUCCACGUUCCAAUAAUCAUCCUCCCAG